Molecule: messenger RNA, 2496 nt
Organism: Harpegnathos saltator (Jerdon's jumping ant)
Lineage: Eukaryota; Metazoa; Arthropoda; Insecta; Hymenoptera; Formicidae
Product: transmembrane protease serine 9-like
Exons: 14
Coding region: 41-1933 (630 amino acids)
Biological process (GO): proteolysis
Molecular function (GO): serine-type endopeptidase activity
Source: RefSeq, a predicted model, not a curated record
UUAUAGCGUAAAAGUCGCGAGUGCUCCUUCAAUAUUACACAUGCAGUGCUUCAUAUUGAUCAGUUUGUCGUCUCUGAUACUUGGAUGCGCAAACGCUUUACUGUGGAAACGAAACCGAGAGAACCAGCCAACGAACACGUUUUACGGAAAUACCAAUUAUGGAUGUGAAUGCGGCAAGAAAAAUAUAUUUCAACCAGAAUCCAGAAUAAUCGGGGGACGAGAAGCUAACGAAAAUGAAUUUCCUUGGAUGGCAGGUAUCAUGAGCGUUAAUAGAUCGUUAAUGAUAUGCGGAGCGUCAAUCAUAAACGAUCGUUAUGUGGUAACAGCAGCCCACUGCAUCCCUUAUGGUUUCGAUAAAAAUGACCUGAAAAUAUCUGUCGGCACUCACAGUUCGUGCAAGUGGGGUAUGAGAACUACGAUCUUUUCUGUUGAGGAGAUCUUCCCUCAUCCAAGCUAUAACAGUCGAACAAACUUCGCUGAUAUUAUGCUGGUUAAAUUGGUGAUGAAGAUUACAUUCAACCAAUUUGUCAGACCAAUUUGUCUGCCGAAACCUGGAUUCGACGUAGUUUCUCGAUUCGGAGGGGAAUCUGUAUCUGCACUUGGCUGGGGAUUUUCAGAAGAUAACUCUUUAUUUAGUAACGAUUGUGGUCUACGUGUUGUUGAUUUAACAUUAUUUACGAGAUCGGAGUGUCCCACUAGUGUAUCGGGUUUAAUCUGCGCUGGGCAUAUGACAAUUCCACGCGGGACUUGCGGGGGCGAUAGCGGCGGUCCUCUUCAGAUUAUAGACGAGAAUUACAGACACAUUUUGAUAGGAAUCACUUCAAACGGAUAUGUAUGCGCCAAUGUGAACUACCCGGAUUUCUACACGGAAGUCGAGCGAAUGGUCUCAUGGAUAUUGAAAACAACAAAACGCGACUCCAAAUAUUGUUGGCACAAUUGGUUGAAGGGAGCCCUUAUAGAAUUUAUCGUCCAUAUCUUCGUAAUACGAUUUAACGUGCUCGGGGUGUCGCGCCUCAGUCAUCGCAGCUCGCCGUUCUCAGCAAGUGAGACCUCGCAGAAGAAGCUUACGGCGAGUAUGAAGCCCCGAUUGAACCUGGCUGCGAUCAGCGUCCUGCUGCUGAUCCUAGACGCAGCACACGCGCGGAAUCAUCAGCUACUGAUACGAGUGAACACGGAGUGCGAUUGCGGAAUAUCGGGAGGGAUAUCGAAUCGUAUCGUCGGCGGCACCAUCACAAUCCCGCACUUGUUUCCUUGGGCCGUGGCGAUAUUCAACAAAGAUGAGUUUCACUGCGGCGGCACUUUGAUCAACAAUAGAUAUGUGCUCACAGCCGGCCAUUGCGUCAGAUGGACAAACCACGCCGACCUCUCGCUCGGCUUGGGAAUGCACGACGUCGAAGGUACGGACGAGGGAUUUUUAGCUCAGAUCGAUAAAGUGAUCCUACACGAGAAUUUCGAGAGCGACUAUAUUCACGAUACGAACGACAUCGCUCUGAUUCGACUGCGGGAUCCAGUGAAAUUCGAUGAAAAUGUGAGACCCGCGUGCCUACCGCAUAAAGGUUCCGAUUAUACAGGACACAAUGUCCAAGUUAUCGGCUGGGGACGUGUCACCACCAAAGGCGGCGCCUCUAGAUUUCUGCGUCAAGCUACCCUGAAAGUUAUGUCUCAUGAAGCCUGCAGGAACACUUCGUUCGGCGACCAUGUAACGCCAUCGAUGAUAUGUGCUUACAACGACGACACCGAUGCCUGUCAGGGUGACAGCGGAGGACCUCUUUUAUACGGGAGACCCAACGGAAAGCACGAAGUGAUCGGUGUAGUUUCCUGGGGUAUUGGAUGCGCCAAGCGUGGAAUCCCGGGUGUUUACGUGAAGAACACGGAUUACUUGAAUUGGAUUAGGUACAAUAGUAAGGACGCGGUUUACUGCGCGGAUAGCUAAACGAUUAGUAUGUUUUCCUGUAGCGAACAUAGACAGUGAGUAUAAAUGAAGAAACGAUCGAGUGUAAUAAAUCAUUCACAAACUGCAACAAGAGAUGAGAAUUAAUAAAUUGGGUCGCGUACAAAUGAAUUAAGGCAAAUACGUUGCGGUUGAAAGAAAUCUGAUAGGCAAGGGUAAACGGUUUUGGCCAUUUGUUAUUCAUCGGAGCAAAUGUUUCAAGCGCAAUAUGACUGUAAUCGUUUAUUCGGCUUCCGAAUCAAAUACAAUAUCUCAUGCCUUGUACAACCUAACAGUUCCCUAAAGCGCGAUAAGCUUAACAUUAUCGAGUCACGGACGAAACGUACGGCACGAGCACUUCGCUUUAGAUAUUAGCACGGUCCGUAACAAUCGCAAUUUUUUAUACGUCGUUAACGGGUCAGCCACGGUAGGCGUUUUCAAUCUUAUUUUAUCAUUCGCGUUAUUACUUUCGUUGUACGCUGACACUCAUCGAUGUCGACACAACGACAACGUUGUACGAUAACACUCCGAUCGUACGGCAGAACAGUCGGGCAGCUGAUUAAAAA